Salarias fasciatus (jewelled blenny) is the source of this 1522-nucleotide messenger RNA. RefSeq names its product ubiquitin conjugating enzyme E2 M (gene ube2m). The record is from RefSeq and is a predicted model, not a curated record. The transcript has 6 exons. Lineage: Eukaryota; Metazoa; Chordata; Actinopteri; Blenniiformes; Blenniidae. The coding region runs from base 180 to 737 and encodes 185 amino acids.
UCCUCAUGCUAACAGGCUAACAGCUAGCAGCGCUCCGUGACUCCGUCAGACGCACCGGCUCCGUCCACGUCCCGGAGCCACAGGACUCUACUGACCCUCCCGACGUUCAGCCACGACCCGGCCGGAGCGGCACACCGCGGGGAGACUCCCAGUAGAGGCAGCAGACCGAAGCCGUGAAGAUGAUCAAGCUGUUUUCUCUAAAGCAGCAGAAGAAAGACGAGGAGUCUGCCGGAGGAAACAGGACCGGAGCCGGCGGCAAGAAAGCCAGCGCGGCCCAGCUCCGGAUACAGAAAGACAUCAAUGAGUUGAACCUGCCAAAGACGUGUGAGAUCAACUUCCCAGACGAUGACGACCUGCUCAACUUCAGACUCAUCAUCUGUCCCGACGAGGGAUUCUACAAAGGAGGAAAGUUUAUCUUCAGCUUUAAGGUAGGACAGGGUUACCCUCACGACCCUCCGAAGGUGAAGUGUGAGACGAUGGUUUAUCACCCGAACAUCGACCUGGAAGGAAACGUCUGCCUAAACAUUUUAAGAGAGGACUGGAAGCCUGUGCUGACAAUAAACUCCAUCAUCUACGGUCUACAGUAUCUAUUUCUAGAGCCGAACCCAGAGGACCCCUUGAACAAGGAGGCUGCAGAGGUCCUGCAGACGAACCGGCGGCUCUUCGAGCAGAACGUCCACCGCUCGCUGAAGGGCGGCUACGUGGGCGCCACCUACUUCGAGAGAUGUCUUAAAUAACUCGGCGUACCGUGACCCCCCCUCCCCCCUCCCCCACCCCCCACCCCACUCCUGCUACCCACAACUCCCCUCCCUCCUCCUCCUCCUCGUCAGUCCGACCUGUGGGCCGAUCCAGGAGCUGCAGCGAAUGAACGCAGCACGCCACAAGAUGCUUUUUUGUUUUUUUUUGUUUUUUUAAACAGAAGAAGAAGAAGAAGAAGAAGAACGCCCGAUAUUUGUUUGAAGACGCAGCAUUAAACCGUUUACACGCCACGGGGGGGGGGGGGGGGGGGGGCGCCCACACACACGCGCAACACACAGCGAGAGGACUGAGAGACGGCGGACAGCUGAGGAAGAUGAUGAUCAUAAUGAUGAUGAUGGGGAGGCGGUCGGUGAAUGUUCGGGGGCGCCGCCGAUAACGAAACCCACGGGAUUCAUUUUAGUUCUUUUUGUUUUAACGUUUGUUUUUUUUCUUGCGCGUGACGUCGGCGCCGGUCAGAAGGACACGCCCCCCCCCCCCCCCUUCCUUCUCGCCACCGUCGACCUGCAGCAAACUCCAAACUCACUCCAGAAGCGUGUGUGGGAGGAGCCUAUAGUGAUGAUGUCAUGCUUAGGUCGGGGCUUCUGUGUUGCAUCGAGGUGGGCGCGGCUUGUCUAAGUGGGAGGAGCUUGUGAGUUACAAAAGGAGCACAUGCCUUAAAGGAACGAGAAAUAAAUAAAUUAAAAAAAAAAAAAAAGCUGCUCUCAGUUAAACGAAGCGGAUGGUGUUGCUUCACGGGACUCGACCUGCAGGCGGCGCCGCUGCU